Messenger RNA from Hemibagrus wyckioides, 5516 nucleotides. It is a transcript of the gene gpr61, whose product is annotated as G protein-coupled receptor 61. Bases 2925 to 4304 code for a protein of 459 amino acids. Gene Ontology annotation, biological process: G protein-coupled receptor signaling pathway. Lineage: Eukaryota; Metazoa; Chordata; Actinopteri; Siluriformes; Bagridae. Gene Ontology annotation, molecular function: G protein-coupled receptor activity. The record is from RefSeq and is a predicted model, not a curated record. Gene Ontology annotation, cellular component: plasma membrane; signaling receptor complex; endosome. The transcript is spliced from 3 exons.
UUUUAAUCUCACAUACACAUACACACCACACAAAUGUAAUGGUGUGUGUUCAUCUUGAAAUGUCAUUUGUCAUCUGAAGUGUCAUUUGUGAUUUUUCUGUCGUUUUUGUCCCCUUCACCAUGCAUUCUCAGGAAUGUUAGUCACUCCACGCACUUCCAAGGGCCUGUGCAUGAAUCUGCAGAUAAAACAUUGGUGUAUAGGCUUUAUCAUGAUGUCCUUGCUGCCCAAGACUGAGGAGGAUCAGCUCUAAUGAAGUUCCCCCCUGAAAAAAGCCGAGCAGCGGUGAGGAAGAGAGUGAAGAUGUAGCGCUGCCAGAUGAUCCACUUUUCACACCCUCUGGGUGAUAAGUGCAGCAUUACUCUGCAACAUCACUCUAAACCAAUGCCUCAUGAGCAGUGUCACACACUCUGACUUAUGCAUGAAGACAGCAGAGCAGCUCAACAUUCUGUCAACCUUUAAAUGAGACAAAGAGCUUCUUGUUUCUCUAAUUAACAGUUGUAUUCAGGCAUUACCAGCUCCUUUUUCUUUUUAUUCACCGUUUUGACUUGGUUUAUUUUUGUGAUGGUAAUACAGUAAAAUAGCACUCUGUUAUUGUGACUGCAGCUAUUUUUUUUUCCAGACAAACCUUUUUUCAAUUGAAGCACUGAUUUACAUAUGAAAAAUACUUUAUACACUAACACUACCUUUAAAUGAUUCUGGAUAAUGUGAUUAUAUAAUAUGACCUGCGACGAUAACAAAAAUGUCUUUGUUAAUUCCUGGGGCAAACUAGUCCCAGCUUUAACAGCUCUUUGAUAACUGGCAUAGUAAUAACAGAUGAGUAUUUGCCUAUAUUUAACACUGUUCAUAUGUAGAUGUCUCACUGUUUUCUACUGACAGAUACUCACAUUUGAUCAGUAGAUUAAAGAUUUGUAUUUAAUCUGAAAGAAUCUUGCGAACAUGCCUUGAGAAAGUUAAAGAAGUAUUUAUUUUAUAUAGACUUAGUAGAUGGAGGAGUGUGCAGGGACAAAUAAUACUAAAUUAUGAAGAUGGUUAGGAAUAUGUGGCAAGGCUAUGUAAAGAUUAAUAUAAAAAAAAAUUGUAGCAAAAUGUGUGUAUACAGUAUACACACUGUUUUUUCCUUUUAAAUAUACUUUGUUUUUUCUAUUUUGUUUUUCUAGAUUACAUCUAUAUUAAUAUUUUAGUUGUUUUUGUCACACAUUCCUAACCGUUUUGUGCAUGCUGAGAUGUUAUUUUGUUUUUGUUUUGUAUUUUAAGCAUGAUUAUAUGAGUUACUAUAUUCUUACUGCCAGCUUGGUUAAUUUUCCUCUCAUAGAUCUGUUGCCUACUCAGUGUUUUUUUUGUUUUGUGCACCACUCUGUGUAAACUCUCACACAAGAUCAGCAGUUUCUGAAAUAUGUAUCAAACCCAUCAAAGUCACAGAGAUCACACUGUUUCUCCAUUCUGAUGUGAACCUGUGCUGUUGAUGUCCGCCUGUAUCUGCAUGAUUUUUUUCCCAUUGUGCUUCUUGUGACACGUAUAUAUACUGCUUUUCCCACCACUCCAGGGUCCCUGGUUUGAUCACUGGGUUGCUGCCUGUGUACUAUUUAUGUGCAUGUUCUCCCUGUGUCCAUAUGGGUUUCCUUCCACCUUCCAAAAACAUGCCAGUAUCAAUGCAGAUUUGCCCCUAGGUGUUAAAUGUGUGCAAGGUACCCUGCAAAGGAUUGGUGUCCAAUCCAGAGUGUAUUCACACUUCACAACUAGAUCCACUGUGGCCCUGACCAGGACAGUGAAGAUGAAUGAAUUAAAAUUGUCUCAUUCUGUGCAAUGGUACUUGCCUUCAAUUAACUAUUCAUACUGACACGAUUUAUCAGUUUUCCAGCCUAUAUAAAUAAGCUAAAUUAUGGAUUUGUCAUUCUUUUAUAUGGGUAUUUGAGAUGAACAGCUUCCAUUGCCAUUGUCAUAGUUAAGUGCUAUGAAGAUUAUUUUUUCCAUAAUCUUGCAAUUUUAUUUCCACCUGUAUGUAAGGAAUGUUGACCCCAUUGUGUUUGUGUACAAUUGUGACUGGAUAUAUGAGAAGGCACUAGGACCCUGUGAGGAGUGCCUCGCGCCUGCUUGCCUGCCUGCCUGCAUCCCUCUCCUCUACACACUGAUCUGCAAUUACCCUGUGUGUGUGUGUGUGUGUGUGUGUGUGAGUGUGUGUGUGUGUGUUGAGAGAGAGAGAGAGAGAGAGAGAGAGAGAGAGAGAAAGAACACAUGUUUAUGCGUGGAUGUGUGUGUAUGAUAGAGGGGAUGUGUGAGAGUGUGUAUGCGAGUGUGUGUGCUAAAGGCAGAUUUCUAAGCAGAGAAGAUUUCGUCGGCACCUCUUUCCACUCAUCGGCUCAAGCAGCAACCUGACCACCUGGACCGCUUGCCUGCCUGGAGCACAGCUUAGCGGAGGAAACAUCUCGGCGAUCGGCAGAAUGGAAUGCAUCAGGAGCGUGGAAGAAGAACCUCUCUCUUGGACCUGCACUCCAUAGCAACCUCCUGGAAGCUGGGGUAUGUUCCCAAUCCUGUCUCUCGCAUCAGCUCUGCCUCCCCCGUUUCCAGCCACAUGGGCCGAAUCUGCACGCAUCUGAACUCACCUGGUCUCCAGUGCUCCUCCUGUGAAGGCAAGGUAAAGCAUAUCCAGUUAGAAGAUACUGGACAUUGAUUAGGAUGAAGUCUCUGCCAACAUGGAGGCAGACCUAAAACGAUGCUUGAAAAUGAGGUAACCAGGUGUACCAAGACAAAUCUAUGGGAUUGUUCAAACUCUAAGCUAAAUAUUGCGCUUAAGCUCCAUCAUCAUGUCAUUAUACUAAUAACACAGACUCUGUUAAGCCCUCUACUUGGGCUUGUCUCAGGUAAAGGAGGAUGGGUGAUAGGCCCAUGAAUGUAAUUUUUGACCAAACUCCUCAUCCCAUCCUCACAUGGAUCCUUCUGCCUCCCUCCACAUGCCGAGGAACCUCACAAGCCACGGUCAGCUCAGUAGUGGGUGGGCCAAUGGCUCAGGAGUGUCUCUAACCAAUGAUGGAACUCUCUUCCACAUGCUGGCCCUUUGCACCAUGGUCUUGAUGGACAUCCUGGCUGUGGUAGGCAACCUGACCAUAAUGGCAGUCAUUGCCAGGGCACCGCGCCUGCACAAGUUCAUCUUCGUCUUCCACCUAUGUCUGGUGGACCUUUUGGCUGCUCUAGUGUUAAUGCCUUUGGGGAUGUUGACAGAGCAGGCAUUCUUUAAUGAAACUGUGUGUCAGGCAUAUUUGUGCUUGAGUGUUGGCCUUAUCAGUGCCACCAUCCUCACCAUCUCAGCCAUCAACGUGGAGCGGUACUACUACAUUGUGCACCCAAUGCGCUAUGAGGUUAAAAUGACCAUUGGCCUGGUAGUUUCUGUUCUGGUGGGCAUAUGGAUCAAAGCAACACUGAUGGCUGCUCUUCCCUUGCUGGGAUGGACACUGCAGAGGGAGGAGGAAGUGCAGUCCAACCUGGUGUUGGAACCUAGAUGCUGCUCUUUGCAUUCAAUGAAUAGGGGGCCCCAUCGCUUGGUUUUUAUGCUCCUUUUUGCACUCAUAUACUUCCUCUGUCCGGUAUUUAUCAUUCUUGUGGUUUACUGUAACAUGUUCAAGGUAGCCAGAGUAGCGGCUAUGCAACCAGGUCCCGUGCCUACAUGGGUGGAGACUCCACGGCCUCGUUCAGACUCUUUAAGCAGUCGUUCCAGCACAGCAGCAAGCCUCGCGACAACUCGCAACACGCCGCAGAGAACGUUUGGUGGUGGAAAGGCAGCAGUUGUACUGGUGGCUGUUGGGGGUCAGUUCCUAGGCUGCUGGCUCCCCUAUUUCUCUUUUCACCUCUACUCGGCCAUUGUCGCCUCUUCUCCUGCCUCGCUGGCUCAAAUAGAAGAUGUGGUCACUUGGAUAGGUUACUUCUGCUUCACCUCCAAUCCCAUUUUCUAUGGCUGUCUGAACCGGCAAAUCCGUGAGGAGUUGGCGAGAAACGUGGCAUGGGUCUUUAAGUGGGGGAGGCCACGUGAUGAGGAAGAGCAGUUGCCCAGCAGAGAGGCUUCUAUCGAAGAGAACUUCCUCCAGUUCCUCCAGGGCACUGGUUGUAACCUGGGGCCCAGGAACUCACAAAGCAUCUCCGUCCCCCAGAAGGAUGAUGAGGACUCCCUCUCUGCUCAUCGCAGGCCUUCGGUCGACUUCCACAUCCCUGGACAGAUCAUGGAAGAGACAUCCGAAUUCAUUGAUCAGCAGCAGCUGAAUGAUCUCAAUAUAACAGGCAACUGUUUCAAAACAAUGUCUGAGCUGCAGGGUUAAUAUUUACAGAAUAUUUAUGGAAUAUAUGUCUUUUAUUGUUAGAAUGAUUAUUGUGCGUUCUUUUUGAUAACCUGCCUGAUACUUUGUAUUUGGAGAUAAGGCUAAAUGUUGGAUUUUUCUGAAUUCAAUUUUAUGGAACGCAUUCUGGUAGAACUCAUAUUAUAUACAACAGUUGCUCUGCGUGGGAUUGACAAGAAAUGAUCUCAUCACUGCAACUAGUUACUAAUCCUUUAUUUUUUCACUCCACAAUUAUGAGAUUAUGAGAGGUUGCCUGUUACAGGAACAAGCCAUUGCUUAAUUAGGCCUACUACUUGGCAUCAGGAGUGUGAAUAGAACCACUUGAAUAUCAAAGGUGGCUUGAUGUCUCUGUUACAUUGUAAUGCAGGUUUACAGUUUCUACAUGUACGAACAUGUGUAAAAUUAUGGUGUCCUAGAAAGUUCCAGAUUCUGAAGUUUAUGCAACUAUGGCAUAAAUGCAACUUGAUCCAAUGGAGGAAAAUAAGUAGAGUUCAGGUCUUUGGCUACAUAAAUAGAGACACAUUUUGUAACUAGAUAAAAAAAACAAGCAUUGCCCUAGAAGUCACACACUUUCUACACCUUGUGACAGGACAAGCACAGUAACCGCCGGGCUUUGAGCGUUAUAAAGCACCUGAUUAUCUGAAUAGUGGAAACAUCAGAUAACUGGGUCAAAUAGGGUUAGCUGGGAACACGGGUCACUAUAAAUGUGCUCUAAGAUAAUAUUUAGCUUUAUAAAAACAGGUCUAAAAAAGGCCUUUCAGCCCACUUUUCUAGUCAGUUUCUCACAUUGGAAAACAAGUUGCAGGUCUUAAUGAUCAAAGAUGGCCAUUUUGUUUAAACAGCAGUCAGGUAUAAUGUGUCACACUGGUUAGCUUCUCACUUUAAGGAGUACUGUGCUCUGAAGAAAAACAGAUCACAUGAGUAUUUGACUUGUGAUGUGUGCAGCCAUCAGCUUUCAAGAAAAAAAAAUCCUGCUGUUGAAGAAUAAAAUGCCAAUGGUCUUAUAAGGUGAGCAGUAUUGUAGCUUGGGUUUACUAGAGGGGUAGGGGUUCUUUUGAUUUUUAAAUAGACACUGCCAAUGUCCUGUUAUUUAAGGGUACAUCCAACUCUGAGCCCUGCAGUACAGAACUGUUGAAUUAGGAGUAUCAACUUGUUGUGGCUUCAGUACACAAUAAAGGCAAUACUUACACAAGA